AUGCCGGAGACAAUCAGAAGAGAAGACAAUGCUAGGGCAUACCCCGUAAGCGAUGCGCAGCGGCACUACUGUCUUGACGCUGUGAAAAGAAUGCAAGCGAGACAGAAGAACUUGAGAGUUGUGACCCUAAACAUCAGGACGCUGACUGGAAAGAGCAGAGAAAUAGCAGACAUGAUGAAGAGGAGGAGGAUCGACAUACUAUGCAUACAAGAGACAAGAUGGACUGGUGGGAAAUCAGGAGGGAAGGCAAGAAACAUCGGAGAGAGCUACAAGCUGUACUACAGCGGAGGAGGAAAGCCAAAGAAUGGACUGGCUAUAUGCCUGAGUGAGGAAUGGCAAGAUAAAGUGAUAGAGACCCAGAGAAAGUCCGAUAGAAUCAUAACUAUGAAACUUGUAACACCUGAAAAGACGUUCAACAUCGUGACUGCCUAUGCACCUCAGCAAUUCUGUGAAGAAGACGAGAAGCAGAGAUUUUGGAACCAACUUGAAGAAGUAACCACCAAUGUGAAGGAAACAGAACAGCUGAUUGUGGUAGGAGAUCUCAAUGGGCACAUCGGAAGAGAGAGAGUAGAGGGAUUUGAGAGAUGUCAUGGAGGAAAGUCAAUCGGAAGAAGAAAUGAAGAAGGAGAUAAGAUCUUGGACUAUGCAAGGAGCAAGGACCUCGCAGUGGUAAACACAUUCUUCACACAGAGGGAUGGAAACACCUACACGUACAAAAGUGGCCUUAGCCAGACCGUGAUAGAUUUCAUCAUGAUAAGGAGAGAUGACCUAGGCGAUGUUAAAAAUUGUAAGGUUAUCCCUGGUGAGGAAAUUGCACUGCAGCAUAUACUCGUUGUGAUGGAUUGUAAGAUCAAGAAGAGGAGAAGAAUAAGAAGAGAGAGACCGAAGAAGAUCAACUGGUGGAAACUACAUAAUGAGGAAGGAGAUGAGCUGGAAAGUAAGAUCACAGAAAUGCUAAUGGAACAAAGCAUGGUGGGAGAUUGGAAAUGGAAUGAAACAUACCCCAAUAUACUAAAAGCAGCAAAGGAGACACUGGGAAAUGAAGAAGUACAAGAGGCUGUGAAGAAGAAGAAAGAAGCUUUUAAGAGAUGGAAGAGAUCUGGUUUGGAGGAAGACAGGGAGACUCUGAGAGAAAUGAACAAGAUCAGUAAAGAAAAGUGUGCGAUUGUUAGAGAGAAAGGUCAGGAGCAACUAUACAAAGAUCUGGAGCAAAACGGACCGAAAAGAAUCUACAAGUUAGCUAAAACUCGACAGAGAAGAGCAAAAGAUCACUUUGUCAAAGAGCAGGGAAAGAUCGUGAGCGAAGAUGAGAAAAUCAAAGAGCGAUGGAUGGAAUAUUUUGAUAGACUUUUGAACACGAAGAACAACAGGAAAGAACUGGACCAUCUUGAACCAGUCCAUGGGCCAGUACCAGAGAUUACGGAAGAUGAAGUGAGAAGACAACUCAAGAAGAUGAAGAACAAUAAAGCAAGAGGACCGGAUGAGCUCCUCAUCGAACUAGUGAAGAAAUUGGGAAACACAGGAACAGAGUGGAUGACAUCAUGCUGCAGAGAAAUAAUGAAGACAGGAAUACCAGAAGAAUGGAGAAUAAAACAGAAUAGUGCCCCUUUACAAACAGAAAGAGUGAUAGAGGCGAGACUGAGAGAAAUAGUGAAGAUAAAGAACAACCAAUAUGGAUUCCAACGCGGAAAAUCAACCACUGAGCCAAUGUUCUGUCUGCGGAUGCUGCAAGAGAAGUAUAGAGAAUUCAACAAAGAGCUGCAUAUGGUUUUCGUGGACCUUGAAAAGGCAUAUGAUACAAUCCCGAGGGAGCUAAUAUGGUACUGUCUAAGGAAGCGUCAAGUCCUGGAGGCCUAUAUUGAAACCAUCAAAGAUAUGUAUAAGCGCUCUACCACUAGUGUCGCAACGAACGUUGAUGUAAUCUCGGAUGACACGACAGAGGACACACCUUGGAGUAUGCUGUUUGCAGAUGAUUUGGUCUUGUGUGAUGAGAAGAGAGAGCAUCUGGAAGGAAGACUAGAAGAUUGGAGAAGAAUAUUAGAAGAUGUUGGCUUGAAAGUUAGUAGAGCCAAGACGGAGUACCUCCCACCGAUUGGCUGCAUAGGAAACAUCAAGCUAAGAGAAUAUACUGGACCCGGAAAUACAGAUCUACCAAAGUGCGAGACAUUUAAGUAUCUCGGGACCACCAUCCAUGGCGGUUGCAAGACUGAGGUUGAACUACGGAUUAGCCAGGCAUGGAAUAAAUGGAGGGAGUUAACAGGAGUGCUCUGUGAUAAGAAGAUGCCGAAGAAACUGAAGAUCCUCAUUUACAAAACGGUGAUACGCCCAGUGCUUCUGUAUGGAAAUGAAACAUGGCCUGUUACAGACAACUAG
Messenger RNA from Xenia sp. Carnegie-2017, 2373 nucleotides. RefSeq lists its product as uncharacterized. The record is from RefSeq and is a predicted model, not a curated record. Bases 1 to 2373 code for a protein of 790 amino acids. The transcript has 4 exons. Gene Ontology annotation, molecular function: catalytic activity. Lineage: Eukaryota; Metazoa; Cnidaria; Anthozoa; Malacalcyonacea; Xeniidae.